Messenger RNA from Salmo salar (Atlantic salmon), 9824 nucleotides. RefSeq names its product E3 ubiquitin-protein ligase TRIM71. Gene Ontology annotation, molecular function: zinc ion binding; ubiquitin protein ligase activity; protein binding. NCBI's taxonomy places the organism in Eukaryota, Metazoa, Chordata, Actinopteri, Salmoniformes, Salmonidae. Gene Ontology annotation, biological process: proteasome-mediated ubiquitin-dependent protein catabolic process; protein polyubiquitination. The record is from RefSeq and is a predicted model, not a curated record.
CCUAUAUACAGGACGGGACGGAGAGCGCGGCCAGCGGUAGGAGCGCAUCGGGUCCUGUUUAUAUUUUAUACCCCGUUUAUCAGAACGGAAAAUAGAACUAUAGAGCCCGAUUGGGCCUACAGAUUUGUUUUAAACCAGCAUUUUGAUUGGAGUUCCGUUUGGCUCAUGCGAUUGAAGGGGCUCGAGGGCUCGUACCUUUCCCCCCUCCAAGGUUCCAGAGAGGCGCGUGGAAAAGCCCUGUGCACAGAUAGAAGGGGGGUCCUAGCGUAUGUACGUAGCCUAAAUGCAUACAUCCCCGGGUCUUCGACUGUGUGGUUUUAAAAACGGAAACGGUUUUGUUUAUUUCGUCGCCAAACGGCAAUGAGAUCGCGUUGCUGGUGAGCCAGUGCUUUGAUGAAUAAUUUACGGUCUUGUGGUCCGAAAGAGAGCGAACCACAGCCACAGCCGUUUGUAAACCUCUGACGACGUCGGAGAGGGCCCGGAUGGUGGACUAGAGAGAGCCGACAAACCGGGUCUUGAAACGGGACGAAGUAUUUUGACGUUUGUCGGUAAAUUCAUUAGGGGCGGUGAGAAGGGGUGAUGGUGUGUCGUUGGAGGAGAGAAGGAGCUUUGGGCACCUUGCGGAGGAUCCUAUACAAACUCUGUUUUCGGUUUAUUCUCAAACCCCGCCACAUAUAAACCACAACAAAAAAAUGAAAACUAAUAUCAAUCAACUCUAAAUUACUAUUUUCGACAUGCGCUCAUUAAAAUAGUCCAUCCAAGAAAUAAUAGAGUAGGUGUAUGUAAAGUUUAUUCAUUGUAAUGAAUAGUGAGUAGUCGCCAGUUGUUCUAAAGAUUCAUCCAAGUGUAGUGAUUUGAAUCAUUGUGAACUGAAAUGAAUAUUGCACAUUUGAUUUUCUAUAGGAGAAUAUUUAAAAAUCAUGCAAUACAGAAUUUUAAAAGGGCGUUUCUCUCGGCCUGUAUCUGCAUAUCUGGCGUCCGUUGAGGGUUAUGUUUUGGAGAGAACACAUACAGGCUUAUCCUAUGUGGACCAUUUUGACAAAUGUUUACUUAAAAAAACAACUUAUCUACCUCAAACCUCUGCCUGUUUUCCACAGAACACGACUGGAGAAACAAACAAAUGUUUACUAAAUGAAUACCUCUAAUACCACUAAUACCUCAUAAGUUCUUAGAAAGCGUAGCCUUGUUUAAAGCACCUCCGAUGGCUUCAUUCUCAGAGUCCGACCUGCAGACCUGUCCUCUCUGCAAGGAGCUCUGUGGCUCCUCCUCCGCUCCCAUCUCUUGCAACUCCUCCACUUCCUCCUCCUCCUCUCACUCGUCGUCCUCCUCCUCCCGGCGCCUCCAUGUCCUCCCCUGCCUGCACGCCUUCUGCAGGCAGUGUCUGGAGGGCAAGCGCAGUCAUGGGGACCCUCUCAAACUCAGCUGCCCCACCUGCAACCAGAAGGUCUCCAUCUCCGAGGCCGGAGUGGACUCUCUCCCUUCCUCCAACUUCCUCUUGAGUAACCUUCUGGACGUGGAGCAGCUCCAACUCGGCCAAAAUAAGAACGGUCACCGGGGGGACAGCGGGUGCUCCAUACCCAGAUUCCACCGCGCCCAUAGCGGGCUCCGCCCGAACCGUCUGGGAGGGCCCCAGUGCAGCUCCUGUGACGAGGGGAACCCGGCCAGCUUCCACUGUCAGGACUGCCAGGAGUACCUUUGUGAUAACUGCGUCCGAGCCCAUCAGAGGGUCCGCUUGACCAAAGACCACUUCAUCGAGAGGCUGGCAGAGAGCCAGCAUGCAAGCCGAGGCAAGGCCAGCCCCAUCGCAGGUGGAGGAAGGGGGGUAGGGUUGUCCCUGACCCAGCCCUUCCAGUCCAACUCCUCCCUGCUGCCUUUGUUCCAGGAUAGGAUGAGCUUCUGUCAGCACCAUGACAACAAGGUGUUUCUGUUUUUCUGUGAGACGUGCUCUGUGCCUGUCUGUAGGGAGUGUAGUGUGGGCAGACACAUGGGCCACAGCUUGGUCUAUCUACAGGACGCUGUCCAGGACUCCAGAGACAUCAUCAUCCAGCUACUGGCCGAUGCACAGCAAGGAAGACAGGCUGUACAGUUGAGUAUGGAGAAGGUCCAGGCCAUAGCAGAGCAGGUAGACAUCAAGGCCAAGGUGGUUCAGACAGAGGUGAAGAACAUGGUCCUCAGACACCUGAAAGCCCUGGAGGACAGAGAGAGUCAGCUACUCUGGAAGGUUGAGAAGAUCCACCAGCUGAAAGCCAAGUCCCUGUACCUACAGGUAGAGAAGCUGCAUCAGAACCUGACCAAGCUGGACAGCACCAUCGCAGCCGUCACUCAGGUGCUGGAUGAGGGUUGUCACCUGGACGUGCUGCUAGCCAGAGAGCGCAUGCUGACCCAGAUCCAGGAGCUCAAGUCUCUCAGAGGCCUGCUGCAGCCACAGGAGGACGAUCGUUUAUUGUUCACCCCUCCAGACCAGGCCCUGUACAUAGCCAUCCAGUCCAUGGGGUUGAUCAGUAGCGGAGCGUUCGCUCCCGUCACCAAAGCUCACGGAGAGGGCCUAAAGACCGCACUCUGUGGCAAGACCGCCUCCUUCACCGUAAUUGGCUACGACCACGACAGGGAGCCCUGCCUCUCGGGCGGUGACGCAGUGUCAGCGGUGGUGAUGGCAGCGGCGGAUGGUAACCUGUCGGCUGCGGAGGUGUGUGACAACCAGAACGGGUCGUACACGGUCAGCUACUUGCCCAAGACUGAGGGAGAAGAUUUGGUGUCAGUUCUGGUCUGUAACCAGCACAUCAUGGGCAGCCCCUUCAAGGUACUGGUGAAGUCUGGGCGACGCUACGGGGCUCUGGGUUCACCGGUGUCUGCGUUUGGCAGUGAGGGGGAGGGUGACGGUCAGCUGUGUCGUCCCUGGGGCAUCAGUGUGGAUAAAGAGGGAUAUGUGGUGGUGGCCGACCGCAGUAACAACCGCGUACAGAUCUUCAAGCCGUGCGGUGCCUUCCACCACAAGUUCGGCUCUCUGGGCUCUCGCCCCGGUCAGUUUGAUCGUCCAGCGGGCGUGGCGUGCGACAGCCAACAGCAGAUCAUCGUAACGGACAAAGACAACCACCGUGUGCAGGUGUUCACCUUUGACGGACAGUUUAUGCUCAAGUUCGGCGAGAAGGGCACCAAGAACGGUCAGUUCAACUACCCCUGGGAUGUGGCAGUGAACUCUGCGGGGAAGAUCUUGGUCUCUGACACCAGGAACCACCGCAUCCAGCUCUUUGGCCCUGAUGGCUCGUUCAUCAACAAGUACGGCUUUGAGGGCGCCCUGUGGAAACACUUUGACUCGCCGCGUGGCGUCGCCUUUAACCAUGAGGACCACCUGGUCGUCACCGACUUCAACAACCACCGUCUGCUGGUGAUUCGGCCAGAUUGCCAGUCUGCCCGGUUUCUGGGCUCCGAGGGUACCGCUAACGGGAAGUUCCUGCGUCCCCAGGGCAUAGCGGUGGACCAGGAGAACCGGAUCAUCGUUGCCGACUCGAGGAACCACCGGGUGCAGGUGUUCGAGCCCAACGGGAACUUCUUAUGCAAAUUUGGCACCCAUGGCAGUGGCUUCGGACAGAUGGACCGCCCCUCCGGCGUUGCAGUGACACCUGACGGAGUCAUCGUGGUCGUCGACUUCGGAAACAACCGCAUCCUCAAGUUCUGAUCACUUUUCGCUUUCUUUCUUUCUCUCGCUCUGUUUUCUCUCCGUUUCUCUGUUAGGGAGAGGAAAUUGAAGAGCGAGGAAAAGGAUUCAACAAACAGACACAAAGAGAGGACAGUUUAAAGAGAGAUAGUCAGAGCAGGUAGAAAUGCGUUAUUACAAAUUAAGGGAAAAUUAAUUUGUUUGUUUUGAAAUAAUUUUUUACUUUUAGGUUUUAGUUUGUGUAAUCAGAUUCCUGUGGUAUACUGUAUGACAAAGGGGACCACUAAGACAUUGAUAAUCAGUAGUGAAUUGCUCUCUCAACUCUCCUCACGUCGCCUUCUCAGGGAUUUUUCUCACUUUUUCUUGAAAUAUUGAAUCCUCUGCUCCACCACCUACCUCAUCUAGUUCUUAAUGAAUGUACUCACCCUCUCCGAGCAGAGGUAUACUCUAGUCUGUCAAGUUUUACAAAGAAGAAAAUAAAAAAAGUCUACCUCAAUACUUUUUUUAUUUAAAGAGGGACAUAAAAAUGAAAAGACAUUUUGACCUGAGCUGUAGUGGAGUCUAGUGUGUUUAGGGUAGCUUGUUCUGUAGAUCUUGGUUUAGCAUGUCCCCUCAUCUCUCCAUGUGUAGUGUCACUGCAGACUGACAAAAUAGAGGUAAGAACGGAGGGAUUUAUGUAAUGCCAAACCCGUUAGACUGACUCUGUGUUAGUUAGCUCAGGUCAGAGUACCAGAUGGACCAAAAGAAUCUCCUUUUAGCUUGACUGGUUUAUUGAUCGCAGCGGCGCCGGGAGUCUGACCUGGGACAGAUGCAGUUUGAUGAUUGGUUGAAAUCAUGAGCUAGUCGUUGUUGUUGUGGGGAGAUUCUCUUUUCUGUCCCAAAGUAUCCAAUUAUCAAUUGAACAUUGUUGAUUCCUUUUAGGCAUCAGCAAGCUGCUCUAUUAUGAGGAGAAAAAUAAUGAAAAUCAAUAUGAAAAAACAAACAGCAUUUGUGUACUCUCAAACGGAGGCCCCACCAAAGUAUUUUAGAAGUUUAUCAGGAAUUAUCAGGAUGUAUUGGUUGUUGAUUAUGAAUUCUGUCUGAGUGACAUCUCGUUGUGAAUGAUGCGGAAGGAUAACAAUGCCUCCAGAAAGCAGGCGUCUUGAUUGGCUCUCACUCCUGUGGACAGCCAAUCAGAGUGAUCCUGUGUGCUUGAAUUGUGGGGCACUGAUUGGCUCUUGGGGGCUAGGAUUUAAUCCAAUCCCCUUCUGACGUCACUGCCCCACCCUAGUUAUUGACGCCCAUUCUGAAAUGCUGGAGAGAGAGUGUUCCGGAACAUGUGCAUGCUGACCAGACCUCUAAAAGAUGGAGGUCUAGAGACCAGCUAGUGGAGUCAACCAAAGGUAGAAUUUCGAACCAACUGUGUGUUUGGCAUCGAAAGAACUACAAGUCCCAUUGAAGACAUUUUGUUGUUUAAUCAUUUAUGUUGGAGGUCUAAAAACGCUCACCAGCUGUCACCAAAAAGAUCCGUUCAAAGCACUGUCAAUGGGGAGAAGAAGAAUAUAAGGCCUACUUUUAGCUUUUUAAAAUGGAAGUACCUUUCAAGCCUACUUCCUGAGGAGAACGUUGUAGAAAGCUCUGAAAACAGACCAUAUCUCACAGCAACCAAAGAGUAUCUUUCCAGGCCACUUUCCAUCUCACACCCCUGAGAGGUUCAAUCUAGUUCCACUACCCAUGCUAACCGUGACACUGCUCCAUGUCUAGCAUCCCUUAUCUAGCAUUAGCUAAACCCAUUUAACCAUUGAGUGCAAACAGAUUCCUGAUUUAUCACCUGUGGAAGGGGUUGUAAAAGCUCCCUUUCUCUUGUGAAGUUAGCCACUUUAGCGUAGUCUAGCCUAGCGGUAUGGGUGUUUUUUUUAUUAGUGGGUUUCUGACCGAGCUUCUUACCUCAGAGGAAAGUGCAGGCCUGCACUUUAAAUCCUAAUUUACGUAAACUUUCACAUCCCUUCGUUUAUCUUAACUGUCAGAUACCUCAACAUUUUAUAUACUUUCAUAUUCCUCACAGUUACUCAUGUGUAACUCAGUUGUAAUGCAGCCUACCUUAACCAGUAACUGGCAACAGUACCUCAAUUCUCAGACCUCAUCAACAUACAAAUGUCAUUUUACAAAUCUACCUCAACACACCUUUUACCUAACUUUAAAUGCCGUGUGUGUGUGUGUGUGUGUGUGUGUGUGUGUGUGUGUGUUAUCUAUAUCAGUUGAAGUCGGAAGUUUACAUACACCUUAACCAAAUACAUUUAAACUCAGUUUUUCACAAUUCUUGACAUUUAAUCCUAGUACAAAUUCCCUGUCUUAGGUCAGUUAGGAUCACCACUUUAUCAUAAUAAUGUGAAAUGUCAGAAUAAUAGUAGAAAGAAUGAUUUACUUCAGCUUUUAUUUCUUAUCACAUUCCCAGUGGGUCAGAAGUUUACAUAUAUUUUACAUUUUAGUCAUUUAGCAGACGCUCUUAUCCAGAGCGACUUACAGACAAAACCAAGGAAAUGUGAAGAUUGCUCUUACUUUAAGAUACUAAAAAAAAAAAAUCCCGUACAUACACUCAAACGAAAAGGGAAAAAGGGAUCGGUGGCAGCUAGUAGACCGGCGACGAUGACCGCCGAGCGCCGCCCGAACAGGGAGAGGAGCCACCCUCGGCAGUAGUCGUGACAUCUGUAAACAAUUGUUGGAAAAAUGACUUGUGUCAUGCACAAAGUAGAUGUCCUAACCGACUUGCCAAAACUAUAGUUUGUUAACAAGACAUUUGUGGAGUGGUUGAAAAAUGUGUUUUAAUGACUCCAACCUAAGUGUAUGUUAACUUUCGACUUCAAGUGUGUGUGUGCAUAUUGGCCUACCUCUUCAAAUAUUUUGACUAGUAACUUCUAAAUAUCAAGUCUCUUAUACUGUAUGUAUACUUCAGUUUCCAGACCUUUUUAAGUUAGUCUUUAUUUUGUAUUUAAACAUACCUCAUAUUACUUUUACCUCAACUGACACUUUAAGUCAUGUAACAUUUACCUGUCACCUGUUGGACCAAAGAUCUUCAUCCUGGUGGCUCCUUUUCAUGUAAAAUUACAAGUUACAAAUGGCCGUCUCCACAUUGUGUCCAUGAGUGGUCUGUUCAGCAUUGUGGUGCAUUAUGCCUUUUAAUCAUAUGGAGAAACCAAAUAGUGAAGAUCAGAGCAUUGUGCCAAAAAAUAUAUUUGUGGGAGUUUGGUGUCAAAACGGAGUUGGCGUCGGGAUGACACUGUCAUAGACGGUGAAUGUCAUUGGACCAUUAUAUCAUAGAUAUUAGUGUUUAACGAAUCAAAGCAGCCAAGGACAGAUCCCUGUGCUUUGAUUGGAUGCACUUAUAUGGCCUGACACCCCCCCCCCCUUUUUGCAUCACCUCAGUAGAGCUGUAACCUGAUUGGCCAAUGGUGAGAAUGAUGGUGACGUCACUGUUGGCUAAUUUGAGGCCUUCAUCAUACCCCCCUUUAGACCUACAAGAAUUACCUCUAAUAUCAGCACAGUUUCUCCUCAGUAAGAACAUCUUAGAAAUGUGUACUUAAGAGUUAGCACAAUGUUGGUUGGUACUAACUUAUUUGAAAACUCACUCUUUGACAAUGCAAAAAAAUGUGGUGUGUGUAGGAACACAUUGCGUGAAUAAGAUGUUUAUUACGAGUUAAUAAGCCUGUUUGUUGCACGUUAAUAGACGGGAGACGUUAGCACAUUAGAGGCCCAGACCCUGCUGCUUAGAACCCACAGGCGUGUCACUGAUAUGAUCUGUCAAUGUGUUUCAGUAUUACUAUAUGAAAAAGUCUGCAAUCUUUUACAUUUUAAUAAAAAAAUGACAAAAUUCUAUCUUUAACAUUCUUAGGUUUUCACUCUUAAAGAGGAAAAACAUGUAUUUGAAACUUUUUGUUUUUGUUCCUUUUAAAAAAAAUGUAUUUGUUGCAUGCUUCCAUUUUUUAUUUUUUUUAAAGUGAAACAACGUCUCACAGAUAUAGGUGUUGUAAACUCGACGCGUUGGUAGCUGAAUCUGGGGAUGGUUUUAUCAUGAUCAUAUACCCACAGGUGUGUAUGUGUUAGGAGUGCGUUGGAUUGAUUUAACGUUUUGACCUUUGCGAUUGUAUUUCAUGUUCCCAAGAGGCUCUGCAGAGGCCAAUCGGUGCUUGGCCGGCCAUGUCUGGAAUCUGUAGCAGAGUGCAGUUUGUACAACAACUUUUAGAGCCGCACAGUUUAAUCAUUCCUAAACACACACACGAUGAUUUACACUGUAGACAUUUUGUUUUUGGCCUAGUAAUGACAACCUCAUACUCUCUAUCAAAAUAAGAUAGGUUUCUUCACAGGAUUAGCCGCGAAGCAUCAUUAGAAUCGCUUGAUUAAAAAAAAUCCCUCACAAAAAUAUCCAGGAAGUGUGGUGCUGAGCACGUGAUUGGUCUCCUGUACUCCUGUUGGGCAGGGUUUUAUUGGCCCCUAUGUUUCUGUCCACCAUUUUGUUUCUGGCAUCUCACGGCUUUAAGAGAACAGAAAAAGAAGAGAAAAGUUGGUAAAAGCGAAACUGCACCAGGUGGAAGGUGUGCAACAUGUUAAUGAUUGUAUCUUUUAAAGAAAAGUUAAAAUACAACAUUUUUAAAAGGAAGAAAAAAAAUAGAAACUCAGGUAGUUCUAUGGUAGUUCUAUGUCCCUGCGGGUGUCACAGUGAAAUGUUUACCCCCUAGUGAUGCGGGUGUCAGUGAAAUGUGUCCCCCAUAGUGAUAAUGUAGUGAACCUUUCUGUUAUGACCUCAGUACGAGUCUCAUUGGUCAUGUUCCAGGACCCUCUUUCUUUGCAGUUGGGUUGUGAAAAUGCUGAGAUUUCUGCGCGUGUGUGUGUGUGGUAAAGACGGGCUGGAACGCGACCAAUCUUUUCUGUGUCCGUUUUUGCAUAUUACACAUUAGCUCUCAAUCUCGAAAAUGGAAACAUUUAGCUUUUUGAAUGAUUUCCCUCAAAUGUAUUGUUUUAUGUUUAAUUUUCAGAUUUAAUUUUUGUUAAAUGUUCCAGUUGUUUGUUUGAUGAACACCAAAGGACAUACUCCAGACCACAUGACUCUCGGCGACCCUUUUGGAAUGUAUUUGUAUUAUUUUUUUUGUUUUUUUUAAGAAAAUGGUUUGCUGGGAGUGAUUCUCACUCACACUCUACUCAUUGCUAGCAGGAUCACAAAACAGAACUGAUACUGUACUACCAAUCAAUCUGUGUCUGGAGAAUUACAAUGGACGCCAUGUUACCCAAUGUUCCAUUCCAGUGAGAAUGCAAUUUAGAAUCUUACUGUCAUGGAGCCUUUGGUGACAAAAUGGCCUCUUCUUAGUCUGUUUAUCAACAGUCACUCUGUAGGCCUAUCUCGAAGGCUCUGUUCUGUCCUGUGUGCAGUAGGUAGUGUGUGAGAGUGUGUUUGUGUGCUGCAUCGUGUUGUUGUUGAACCCAAAUCCACUGAAUGUAUUCUCCUCUGUCGGCGAGGCAGGAGGACAGCAGGGACCAGCUGAGUUUAGAUGGGUGCUGCUGGUGUGCGUUUUGUGUUGGUGUACUACCACAUACACACUGAAAUUAUCUGUAAGGAGUGUGUAUGUGUGUAUGCACGUGUUUCCCCCUCCCAUCUCCUGUGGAAGUGCAGUUGUCAGGUCUUCAGUUUGAAAUAAAGAAGAGGAGACUAAUUUACCUGCCGUCUUCUGUUACCUUCCCUCGUCUGUUACCUUCCCUCGUCUGUUACCUUCCCUCGUCUGUUACCUUCCCUCGUCUGUUACCUUCCCUCGUCUGUUACCUUCCCUCGUCUGUUACCUUCCCUCGUCUGUUACCUUCCCUCGUCUGUUGCCUUCCCUCGUCUGUUACCUUCCCUCGUCUGUUGCCUUCCCUCGUCUGUUGCCUUCCCUCGUCUGUUGCCUUCCCUCGUCUGUUGCCUUCCCUCGUCUGUUGCCUUCCCUCGUCUGUUGCCUUCCCUCGUCUGUUGCCUUCCCUCGUCUGUUGCCUUCCCUCGUCUGUUGCCUUCCCUCGUCUGUUGCCUUCCCUCGUCUGUUGCCUUCCCUCGUCUGUUGCCUUCCCUCGUCUGUUGCCUUCCCUCGUCUGUUACCUGCUGCCUUCUGUGGACUUUACACAUUUCCUAUGCAGUUUAUUUGUUUACACUUAAAUAAACGUAUUUCUUUGA